UGGGGGUGUUCCUGCGUGGCAUUCGUACGGUGUGCUGGUGUCGGUGGUGCGUUCGCUGGAUGAGCUUGCGGUACAUGAGCCGGGUGGUGGUGCAGGGCCGGGCGAGGGCGGCGCAAGGGAUCCGCGACCAUGCGUCCAGGUCGGUGAAGGACGGCGCCGCCGCCUCCUCUUCCUCGUCCAACAGAGUGAGGUUGCUUUCCAGGGCGGUCGACGACUCCUCCGUUCUCAAGGCCUGCUGCGCCGCCGAGGUAGACAAGAGGAAGCGGGCCGAGGAGUCUCUGCGCACGGUGAUGUAUCUCAGCUGCUGGGGCCCCAACUGAGGGACCUAAGAAGAUGAAUUAGUCUGUGCAAAUGCAAAACAGAGGAAUAAGGGAAAUAUAAGUUCAUAUGUGAUGAUCUCUUUGUUCUUUGGAAAGAAGCUGUUGAUAUUAUCAUCUGUGUUGCUUUGUUCUUUUA
Musa acuminata subsp. malaccensis (wild Malaysian banana) is the source of this 456-nucleotide messenger RNA. The record is from RefSeq and is a predicted model, not a curated record. Lineage: Eukaryota; Viridiplantae; Streptophyta; Magnoliopsida; Zingiberales; Musaceae.